GAUCAGAUCAAAGGAGUUCAGGGAGAAAUUCAUUUGAACGGCAUCUUAACCCCACAACUCAGCUUAACAUGAGGACUCAAACCCCACUGCCUCAAGAAAAGUGCCCAUCGUAGCAAGAUGGUUUUAUGCACAAAAAGGGGGAAAUUCAACAUUACCCACAAUGGAGGAAUGGUUGAUGAAAAAGAUGGAACUUGCUAAAAUGGCUAAAUUGACCUCUUUGACGAGAGACAAAAGAAUAUUUAUGUUUAUUGAUGACAGGAAACCCCUUAUAGAUAUUGUGCAUGAAUUAGAAAAAUAUGAAUUUAUGAUUUAUGGUUUUGGUGAUUAAACAGGAUGGAUUAUAGAAAGACAAGAGUAUAUGGUAAUCAUAGAGUAAAAGGGAAAUUUAUAAUUGCACGUAUAACUGCUGUAAAAAAGAUAGGAAGCUACUUCUUUGUAUCGUUCUUCUUUUCUAUUUUUCUUCUACUUUUCCCUUUCUUGUGCUUUUGGCUGUCUCUUUGACUUUUUUUCUUUUCUUUUUCUUACUUUUGUCAGUUUGUAUACAUUUUUACCUCCUUUUUAAGCCAUGCUGCUCUCCAGUAGCUCUGGUAGGUUCAGCACACAAGGAGAUGGAUGAUUUAUCUAUGCAGAGAAGAGAUCAAAGGGCAGGGUGUGACUCCUGCGUCAUGCAGCACUGAAACUUCAAUGCCUAUUAUUUGCUCUCUCGCUCUCUGAAUACUUCUCUUUAUUCUGUGUAUUAAUCUUCCUUUGAGCAGAGGGGCAAAGUCUGAACUUGAAACCAUAUUCCAGGCACAGAUACAACUCUUUCUGUGGUCUUUUUCCUGAUUCUGUGCUUAGCAGAGGGAAAUCCUGUGUUUGUUCUAUCAAACCACCUGUUACCACAACAAUUCAGAAGAAACUUUGGCUGGUGAACAAGACUGUAAAAUCUGAAUUCAAAAUGGAAGAUCGCUUCAGCUAUAGGAAUGGUGCUAACUACGAUGACACUGGGACGGAUUUCAGCAGAGCCAACAGCAUGUCCAGGCCAAGUGGCAAAGCCAUUUACCAUCAAAGGAAGGAGUACAGUAGCACUAUAAUGAAGGCUGAGUGUGACUUCCGGCAUCGGGUGGAGCACCUUUUGACUUGUACUAUUGAUGGCAAAGAAAUCAACAAUGUAGAGAAUUGUAUUGAGCGACUCAAAAUGAUGGAUGCCCAAAGCCAAGUGUGGGGCCAAGACAUGCUUUUGCAGAUCAAGGAGAACAAAUUGUUGCUGAUGGACAUAGAGGCUGAGGAAGAGCUGGACUGCUAUCCCUUGGAAGAUAUCCAGGAUUGGGUCUCCAUCCUUAACUGUUGUAUUUACAACUCCAUCUUGGCUAUUUCUGUGAAAGAACUGAACCAGCAGAAAACUAGUAUCUUGCUCUUUCAAUGCGAGCAGAUUGGGGCUGACUUGUUGAAAACCAAAAUACAGAAAGCUAUUGAGGAAUGGAGAACCGAAUGUCAGAAUCAUGAUAUGCUCAGAGUGAACUUGGAGAACAUGUUGAAUCGGCAAAAUAGAGCACCUCACAUUGGCAACACCAAACUAAUUCCUCAUGAUUCUCCUUGGGACAUGGAGCAACGCUACACGGAAUUCAAUGAAGCUGAACAGCAAUUUGACCAGCAGCAGAAGUAUGAAACACAUCAAGAGGAUCCUAGACUCUCCCCGAUGUCGCAGGAUAAAUCUAUAGAAAUUGAGAUCCUGAACCAUGUUCUGGAUGAUAUAGAAUCAUUUGCAGGAAAAGUACAAAAGAACGGCACCCUGAGUGACAAGAAGAAAAAGAAAAAGAAAAAAGGAAAGGAAAGUGAUAACUAUCAAGCAUUACCCUCGGAAUCUGAGUUUGGAGACUGCUUCCAGAAGAUCAAGUACAGUUUCAAUUUGCUGGGGAAUCUUGACCAAACCAUACAACAGCCAAGUGCUCCUGAAUUGGUCACCCUCAUCUUCUCCACUCUAAGAACUAUUUUAUCCAGGUGUCCCUGGAUAAACUUGGCCUCUACAGUAGUCUUACCGUUGCUGACGCCUGCAGCUAUUAACUUGCUCAGGCGCUCCUUGAAAUAUGAUGACCAGACUAUUUGGAGGAAUUUGGGAACUGCUUGGAAUAAGACUAGGGAAGAAUUUCCAAAGGGACAAUCCUUCCCUCCCUAUAUACCCACAUUUUCAGAUGGAUGGAUGCCUCCCAGGUCUACUUGGAGAUCCAACAAUAUGGCUCAGGCAAAUGAAACCCAGAAUAAUUCCUCAGAUGGGGCUUCCAAUCCUCCACAACUCAUGCAAGCCAUAUCUGAUUUCCAUGCACGGAAUUCCCAAGAGCUCACUGUAAGAAAAGGAGACCUAUUAGAGAUUUUGGACCAAAGAAAAAGAUGGUGGCUUGCCAGAAAUGCCACGGGGGAGAAAGGUUAUAUCCCUAAUAAUAUUCUGGAAUCUAAGAAUCAGACAUCUAAUGAACACAAUCCAGAGCAAGUUUCAACAGGUUUCACUGAUGUCCAGCCAAGUUCCUCACCAGCAGAAGUCACAGUUUGGCUCAGGACAAAAGGUUUUUCCAAGAUCACAGUUAAAUCCCUUGGCAUCUUAAAUGGUAGACAGCUACUGUCGAUGAGCCAAGAAGAACUGAAAAUGGCCUGCCCAGAAGAGGGAAGAAAAGUAUUUUCAAUGCUUAGAGGAGUUAAAUCCCCACUGUAGUAAUGGUCCUCAGCAUUAGCUUUUGCAGAUCUCCCAACCCAUUCCACCAUCUAUUUUGAAGAGAUCAUCACUGCAUCAAUGGCACAACUCACUGAAAAUGUUAUUAGUUGCAUGGUAAUCUUCAGUCCACUAAUUUUCCAGUUAGUUUGUAAUUGCUGUGUUUAAGAAUAGCCUUCAAGAGGGCUUUAAGAUGCUUCUGUAAAUGCUGUAGCAAGUAACAUGCUUACCAUUUUUGAAUGAUCUCAGGAACAUCUGUAAAUGACUGUUAUUACAUUGGUGACACACUCUUCUAUUAUUGGGCUAUGGCUUUCAGAAUAGGGACAUUUAGAGGGGCCAUUGAUUCUUGCAGCCCGGCCUUAUCAUCGACCACCUCAUCAAUUUUUGACUGUGAAAAGAUACUAAAUCAAGGAAAUAUUUGUGAAGGAUAGAAUCUUAAAUGGAUCCUUUAGAUUUUAGAACUUUGAAAAGAUAACUUUGAGGUAGCCAGGAUGUUCUGAAUAAUGAAUCUGAUUUGGAAAUACUGUUAUCUUCUCCAAGUGAGGAUAAUUGGAGCAGGGGACAAAAGAUUAAAAGUGUAAAAAGACUAUAUUAUACUGUAUUAAUAGGUAUUCCAUCCCCAAAUUUGUAGUUAAGACACAGAUUAAUACAUUCUUAAAACAAUAAUUGAUCUUUUCCCAAGGAUUGGCAGAUGGCAUCCACUUAAUGAAAACGCUCCAGCAAGCCAGACCAUUAUUUUCAUCCUCACCCCAACCAUUUGAGUGCUACACGCAGAUAAGCAGAUUCUUUUUGGAUAAUAGCAAUAGCACCUCCACUUAGACUUAUAUACCGCUUUGCAGUGCUUUACUCUUUCCAAGCGGUUUACGGUCAGCAUAUUGCUCCCAACAAUCUGGGUCAUUUUACUGACCUCGGAAGGAGGGAAGGCUGAGUCAACCUUGAGCCUGGUGAGAAUCGAACUGCCAAACCGCAGGCAGCCAGUCGUCAGCAGAAGUAGUACUGCAUUCUAAUCACUGUGCCUCCUCAUAAUGUCUUAAGAGUAUUGACCUACUUUCCAACUUUCAUCAUUAUGUACAAACAUAGUUUAGGACAAGAACAUUUGGCUUGGAAAUAGAGGAGUCAAAUUGUUCAUUCCUUCUGAUGCUCUUUCACACUUCUGGAUUAGAAAUGAAGAAAAUGAUUCAAUGUAUUUACUGGUUGAAAUAUACCAUUUUAUGAGUGUAUUAUGAAUAUGAGUAUAUCAGGUUUACUUUAAUUUCUCCAUUUGUCAGUUAGAAAUACUUUCACUGAUUCAUGCUAGAACACGUUAGAGAGAAGUUGGGCAGAAAAAUGAAGUGAUUGUUUAAAAAAUAAUCAAUGAACUUCCCUUCUAUGAAAGUAAUUAUGUUUCAAUUAAUUCCAAAUUGUGCAUGUGUAUUCAUGUGAGAUUAUUCCCAGGAUUUGACAGCUUGUAAAUUUUGGGUUUGCAAAUGAUUCAAUUUUCAGGAACACACUUUGAGUAAAUCAGAAUACAGUUUUCAGAGGCUGCUAGUGUUCUUCUAACUUAUUAUUUUGUUUAAUCCAUUUUAUUUAAAUAUUUCUCAUAUGUAAUGGAAAAUAAAAUUAGUAGCCUUUUA
Molecule: messenger RNA, 4296 nt
Organism: Pantherophis guttatus
Lineage: Eukaryota; Metazoa; Chordata; Lepidosauria; Squamata; Colubridae
Gene: EPS8L3
Product: EPS8 signaling adaptor L3
Biological process (GO): Rho protein signal transduction; positive regulation of ruffle assembly; regulation of Rho protein signal transduction
Cellular component (GO): plasma membrane; vesicle; ruffle membrane
Molecular function (GO): actin binding
Source: RefSeq, a predicted model, not a curated record